Kluyveromyces lactis is the source of this 2616-nucleotide messenger RNA. RefSeq lists its product as uncharacterized. The transcript has a single exon. Bases 1 to 2616 code for a protein of 871 amino acids. The record is from RefSeq and is a predicted model, not a curated record. Lineage: Eukaryota; Fungi; Ascomycota; Saccharomycetes; Saccharomycetales; Saccharomycetaceae.
AUGGUCGGUUUGAACUUGUUUAGGAAACGGAACGAAAUUGACCCCUUUGCAGGGUUGCUCGAUGACGCGGACCAUGCCGCCGAACAGCAACAACAGCAUGAUCUUACCAACAGUAACAGUAUUUUGAAGCGAGUUACCACGAAACAACAGCAGCACCAGGAAGAACUAGAUGAUAAUGAGUACCAUUCUCCCUUCCGUACGGCGGAAGAAACUCAACGUGCGCGUCAAGUGAGACAGGAGAAGUUCCCUACUCUGAGCCAAGGUGCGGUACAACUUGACCCGGAACAGAUGGGGUACAGCGUUGUUACCGACAAGUCAGUGAAGAAGGCCAAGGAUAUUAUUAUUCCUUCUGGGUUGAAGGAUACCGAGGCUGAGCAGAAGGUUAGAUUGACUGCGUUGGAAAAGAAGGAGAAACAGUUACGUUAUUGGAGAAAGUCUCAAAAGAUUGUGGAUUUAACCAAGCCACAGGAAGCAAUUGAAGCGUCGGAUAACUUGGACGAACUGGAUGAGGUGGACCCUAGUAAGGAACCUCCCAUUGAAGAUGUAGCUGAAGCUCUAGAAGAAGCCGAGGCUAUGGCUGAAGACGAUGAAGAGGAACCAGUUGAUCCGAAACGCGAGCCAAAGCCUGAGGCCGCGCUGAGGGCUUUUGAAGAAGCUGAGGCAAUUGUUCAGGACGACGAGGAGCCUCCAGUGGAUCCUGAAGCCGAGCCAUCAGCAGCAGUUGCUGUUGAAGCUCUUGAAGAAGCAGAAGCCAUUGCGCAGGGCCAAGUUCCUCCAAGAGUCCCGUUGGCUGAAGAAGAAGAACAAGAAAAUCCAACCGGUGUUUACAAGGCCCCGGAAGAUGAUGCUAAUGAAUACGUCGAUCCAUCUCGUGAGGCUAGACCAGAAUCGGCUGUAAGAGCCUUCGAAGAAGCCGAGGCUAUUGUCCAGGAUGACGAGGAGGAACCGGUCGAUCCUAAACGCGAACCAAAACCUGAGGCCGCUGUGAGAGCGUUCGAAGAAGCCGAGGCGAUUGUCCAGGACAAUGAGGAGCCUCCAGUGGAUCCUGAAGCCGAACCUUCCCCGGAAGAAGCUGUUGAGGCAUUCCAAGAGGCCGAAGCUAUCGCAACUGAGAACCCAGAAGCUAUUUCUCCUCCACCAGAUAUCAAUUCUGCCCCUCGUGUUCCAUUCACACCCAGUGGCGCCAAUAAGGCCGGUACUGCUGCAGCUACUUCUGGAAUUGCAGCUUCAGGCUUAUUUGCCCUUUUCAAACGUUCGAAGAAACCAGAGUCCUCGACCAAAGUUGCUGCAAAUGCCGCUGCUGGCACCGUUGUUCCAGGCGAUGAUGCGCCAGUGGCCACCCCUGAAGAUCCAGAGUUAAUUGUCAGAACACAAGAAGGCUACGUCUCGAAGUCUGUUUACGAUAAGUUGCAAUACGACGAGGACCAGCACCAAGCCAAGUUGGCCCUGUACUCCAAGGAACAAGAUGAAAGGUAUGAAACUAAAGCCCAAGAGUACGAGGAAAAGAUCCAAUCAAUUCAAGCUGAAAUUGCUGAAUUGGACGCGCAAAUGGAACAGGUUAGAUUGGAACAUGAGGAAAAGUUGAAGUUGAAGCAAGUUGAGAAAUCUCAAGCAUUACUAGAAACUAACGUCAAGCACAUUAACGCCAAGGGUGAUCUGUACAAGCAAACUGAAGAAAUCAAGAACCAAACCAUCUCAGAUAAAGAGGACAAAGAAGUUGCUCACCAAACUGUCCAAUCUGAAAUUGAUGAAUUGUUGUUGUUGAAAGAUGAAGUUGCCAAGGAAAACCAGGAACACGAAUCGAAGGUCGAAGAGUUGACAGCAGAAUUGGAUAAUAAGACAUCUGCAUUGAAUGAAUCCUUGGCUAAGAAGGAUGAAACUAAUGCUGAAAUUCAAGCUUUGGAAGAAGAGAAGGCCAGAUUGGAACAAGAAAUUAAAGAAGCUCAAGAACUUCACCAACAAAACGUCUCCAAGAUCGAAAGUAUCGACAACAAGGAGUACUUACCUAAGGUCAAUGAAAUUAAUACCGAAAUUUCUUCACUACUUGCUUCGUUAGGUUUAAUUCAACAAGAAAUUGCCAACCAAAAGGUCGAGUUUUCUAGUGUUACUAGGAGAUUGGAGGAAGAGCGUAAACAACAUGAAGAACAAUUGCUAAAAGAAAAAGAGGAACGUGAGCGUUUAGAAAAGGAGCGUUUAGAAAAGCAACGUACCGAGUACGAAAAGCAAGCUGAAGAAGCUCGUUUGAAGCACGAAGAAGAGCUGGCUAACCUGAAGCAAACUCACGACGAGGCGCUGAAGGAGGCACAGUUGCAACGUGAAGCUGCGGCCAAACAACUUGAAGAAGAACAACAGAGACGUGAACAAGUAGAACGUGAAAGAACUCGUCUACAAGGUGAAAAGGCUAUUGAAGCACAACAACGAGGUAAUCCCGAAGACAAGAGACUGGAAGCUGAACACGAAGAAAAGUUGAGAAGGCAAGCAGAAGCUGCCAGUGCAGUCGAAAAUGCCCUGAAGAGUAGCAACAAAAAAACGAAAGCAGCUGUUCCACCUGCAAACACCACAAAUUCUUCUCUAUAUGACUACGAAACCGUUGAAGAAGUCAUAACUGUUGAUUGA